AAACAUAAUUUUAACAUAGCUGGCUAAAUCGUAACCUCUCGCUUUUAACUUAGAUUUGUGAAACAACACUUUUUUUCCCCGUUUUUUUUUCAAAGUUUACGGACAUGUUUGAGAAGAUCGCUCGUAGUUAUUAACUUGUUACCGGUGUUUACGGUGUCUACCACCACCCCGGUGUACCCGUUACCCCUCCAGCCCCUGGGCCCUGUCUCUCUCUUCUGCCUCUCAGAUAACCUCGAUCUGGGAAAGAUGGUGUCGUGGAUGAUCUCCAGAAGCGUUGUGCUCGUCUUCGGGACCCUAUAUCCUGCAUACUAUUCCUACAAAGCAGUGAAAACCAAAAAUGUCAAGGAAUAUGUCCGUUGGAUGAUGUACUGGAUUGUGUUUGCUCUCUACACCGUAGUGGAGACCAUCACAGACCUCACUGUAGCCUGGUUCCCCCUGUACUAUGAGAUUAAGAUAGCAUUUGUUAUCUGGUUGCUGUCUCCCUACACCAGAGGAGCUAGUCUCAUCUACCGGAAGUGUCUCCAUCCUCUACUGUCCUCAAGAGAGAGGGAGAUAGAUGAGUACAUUGUCCAGGCCAAGGAGCGUAGCUACGAGACCAUGGUGACCUUCGGCAAGCAGGGCCUAAGUAUAGCUGCUACUGCAGCUGUCUCCGCAGCUGUCAAGGGCCAGGGGGCGAUCACAGAGAAGCUGAGGAGCUUCAGUAUGCACGACCUGACUCAGAUACCCCUCGACGACGCAGCAGCCAAUCAGAUCUAUACGGCCCAUGCCGGCAACCCUGCCGUGAGCAGGAGGGCGCUCGCCGCAAACUCGACCGACAGAACAGAGUACUAUGCCUAUGAUCAGGAGGACAGGACAGACGAGGAGGGGGAACAACUUUUCUCAGAGGACGAGGCUGUCACCCAGAGAGGUCUGAGGAGGUCCCAGAGUGUCAAGAUCGUGCGCUCUAAAGCCCGCAAAGAUGCCCGUUAUGGAUCUCUGAAGAUCAAAGGAAAGCGGAGGCCGGUUCUGACUGCUGCUACCUACAGUGCCAUGUAAUGACCAGUCCAGGAGACGUGACUGCUGGCUGGUGCCAUGGAUGGGUUUCAUUCUGUAGUGCUCUACUGUUGACCAGAGCACGGUGGGUCCUGGCUAAAA
Molecule: messenger RNA, 1134 nt
Organism: Oncorhynchus tshawytscha (Chinook salmon)
Lineage: Eukaryota; Metazoa; Chordata; Actinopteri; Salmoniformes; Salmonidae
Product: receptor expression-enhancing protein 3-like
Exons: 8
Coding region: 247-1035 (262 amino acids)
Biological process (GO): endoplasmic reticulum tubular network organization
Cellular component (GO): cytoplasmic microtubule; endoplasmic reticulum tubular network; endoplasmic reticulum membrane
Molecular function (GO): microtubule binding
Source: RefSeq, a predicted model, not a curated record